AUGAGUUUGUUGCAUUCGAUGAAUUAAACUCCAGGUCCAGGUACCUAUCAAGCAGAAAAGUAUCGCUCUUAGGCCAGAAUCUCAUAUAGUAUGGCCAGGAAAUACGACAUAAAAGAUAGAAUGAAUGUUCCUGGACCAGGUACCUACAAGGGCAAGAGCUUUCUAGACGACAAAAAACCAAAUUCGUUUCCUCUAGCUAUGAAAGAUAACGUUUUAAUCAACAAGGAGAGACUUAAGACUCCAGGACCAGGUGUCUAUGAGUAAAAGACUCAACUUAGCAAAAUAGGCCACUUCAUUACUCCUGCUAGACCUAUAACCGAUAAAGGAGACAGAGCCACAAAUCCAGGACCAGGCACCUACACCCAAAUAGCUUAACUCUACAACAGAGGGAACAAUAUUGUAAUAGGAAAUGAGAGAGGUAGGGAGUAAGUUGAUAAGGAAAAGAACAGCAUUCCAGGGCCAGGGAUUUACAAACCGGAGGCUUAAAGAGCCAUAUACAAGAGCACUGGAAAUAUACCGAUUGGAAACGCUGCAAGGAAACCAUUGUUGCAUGAAUCUGCUCUUGCAAACCCCGGUCCUGGAAAUUACGAUCAAAGUAUAUUUAAAAAAGGCACCAAGGCUCCGGCAUAUGGUAUCGGUACUGGACCCAAAGAGGCAAUUGACUUUUCUACUGCUAAAACUAACCCUGGACCUGGGAUAUACAGUUAAGCUGUCAAAAGAACAAAAAUCGGAGCAGCCAUUGGUAAUGAUACUAGAUUCAAAGAAAAGCCUAGUGGAGUACCUGGACCAGGAUCAUAUGCUCUCAAAUCUUCCAUAGGUGCUGUUGCUGCCUAUCACGGAAUCAAUAGAUAAUGA
Messenger RNA from Stylonychia lemnae, 855 nucleotides. Lineage: Eukaryota; Ciliophora; Spirotrichea; Sporadotrichida; Oxytrichidae. The record is from the annotation of a GenBank genome assembly.